GGCGAUCGGCGGCGCGCAGCUGCUGCCCCGCGGCCAAGCUAGUCCCGCGGCGACGCCCGUGUCCCUGCUGUCCUCCUCGGGCUCCCCGGGGCUUGACCCCCGGGGCCUUCGGCAAGCGUCGGUGAAAAGCCUGCGGAGCGAACCUGUGCACCUACGCUCGCCCUUCACGACCCCAUAUCGCGACUCCCAGGAGGGGGAGCGAGAGGGGCUGUCGCGACUCCGCGCCGUGUGUCGCCGGGCGGGGCCGCGGGGCCGGGGCUCCUCCAGGCCCCGGGAUGCGCGCGCGAGCCCUCGCCUCCACUUCCUUGUUGCCUCUGUCACGACUGGAGCCGCUUCUCGCCGACCGCGGGGAGCGCAAGUGCGCGGGCCAGCCCCCUCGUCGAGCCCCCGGGCCGGGUGCCUCCGGGAAUGUGAGCCGCGCGACUCGCACGCUCCGCCAGCCAUGGAUGCAUCAUAUGAUGGUACUGAGGUAACUGUCGUGAUGGAGGAAAUUGAGGAAGCCUACUGUUAUACCUCUCCUGGGCCACCCAAGAAGAAGAAAAAGUAUAAAAUACAUGGAGAAAAGGCCAAGAAACCCAGGUCUGCCUACCUUCUAUACUACUACGACAUCUACCUGAAAGUGCAGCAGGAGCUCCCUCACCUCCCUCAGUCCGAGAUCAAUAAGAAGAUUAGUGAGAGUUGGAGGCUCCUCAGUGUGGCUGAGAGGAGUUACUACUUGGAGAAGGCAAAACUAGAGAAAGAAGGUUUGGAUCCUAACUCUAAGCUCUCUGCACUGACUGCUGUGGUUCCGGACAUCCCAGGUUUCCGCAAGAUCCUCCCCCGCUCAGAUUACAUCAUCAUCCCCAAGAGCAGCCUACAGGAGGACCGGAGCUGCCCUCAGCUGGAACUAUGUGUGGCUCAGAACCAGAUGUCCUCGAAAGGCCCUCCUCUUGUGUCCAGCACUGCCCCGGAGACAGUGCCCAGCCAUGCAGGCGUGGCAGAGCAGUGCCUGGCUGUGGACGCCCUGGCUGAGGAGGUAGGAGCCCUUGCCCAGCCAGGUGCUGUGCAGGAGAUCGCCACCUCAGAGAUCCUCAGCCAGGAUGUGCUCCUAGAGGAGGCGUCCCUGGAAGUAGGGGAGAGCCACCAACCUUACCCGACAAGCCUGGUAAUUGAAGAGACUUUAGUGAACGGCUCCCCGGACCUUCCCACUGGAAGCCUGGCUGUGUCCCACCCCCACGUCGGGGAGAGUGUGUCAGUGGUAACAGUCAUGAGGGAUUCCAGUGAGAGUGGCUCCUCGGCCCCAGCCACGCAGUUCAUCAUGUUGCCUCUACCUGCCUAUUCAGUUGUGGAAAACCCCACCUCCAUCAAACUGACCACUACCUAUACCCGCCGGGGCCAUGGAACAUGCACUAGCCCAGGUUGCUCCUUUACGUACGUCACCAGGCACAAACCACCCAAGUGCCCUACCUGUGGUAACUUCCUUGGAGGAAAAUGGAUCCCAAAGGAAAAGCCAGCGAAAGUCAAAGUGGAAUUGGCAUCUGGCAUCUCCUCCAAAGGCUCUAUGGUUAAAAGAAGUCAGCAGCCUGUCACCACGGAGCAAAAUGCCUCUAAGGAAAAUGCCUCCCAACUGACCGUGGAGAACUCUGAGGCAGUCAGCCAGCUCCUGAGUGUUGCGCCUUCAAGAGAAGCGGGCGAGGAGAACGAGUGGGAGGAAGUGAUCAUCUCAGACGCUCAUGUGUUGGUCAAGGACGCUCCCGGGAAUCGCGGCACAGCAGUCACUAAGGUGCCAGUCAUCAAGAGCGGUGUGCAGCCUGAGGUGACUCUGAGGACAGCCGAGAAUGACGGUGCUGGAGCAGAUGUGCCACCACCAGCUGAGGGAACCAGCACCUCUAGUCCACUCCCUGCUCUUAAAAAGCCUCCAGGAGUUGACCUGCUUACCUCUGGGCCCAGAGCCCCAGAAAUUAAAGGCAGAGCGCGGGGCAAGCCCUCAUUACUGGCUGCAGCGAGACCCAUGAGAGCCAUUCUGCCGGCCCCAACUAACGUGGGGCGAGGCAGCAACGUGGGACUACCCAGGGCCAGGCAGGCCUUUCCCCUGAGUGAUAAGACUCCCUCGGUGCGGACUUGUGGCCUGAAGCCAAGCACGCUGAAGCAGCUGGGCCAGCCCAUCCAGCAGCCACCGAGCACUGGAGACAUGAAGCUACCAAGUGGCCCCUCCAACAGGACAUCGCAGGUGAAAGUCGUGGAGGUCAAGCCCGACAUGUUUCCUCCGUAUAAGUACAGCUGCACUGUCACGCUGGAUUUGGGCCUGGCUACAUCGAGAGGUCGGGGAAAGUGCAAGAAUCCCUCUUGUAGUUAUGUCUAUACCAACCGGCACAAACCUCGGAUUUGCCCCAGCUGUGGUUUCAACCUUUCCAAAGACCGGACCGAGAAAACCACCAAGGCUGUCGAAGCGAGCUCACCACUCACAGAUGUGCUGAGCGCCACAGAGCCCCUGAGUGCGGCCCAGAGGGAGGUCCAGCGCCAGUCCACGCUGCAGCUGCUGCGCAAAGUCCUGCAGAUUCCUGAGAAUGAGUCAGAGCUGGCCGAGGUCUUUGCCUUGAUUCAUGAACUCAACAGCUCUCGACUUAUCCUGUCCAAUGUGAGUGAGGAGACAGUCACCAUCGAGCAGACCUCCUGGUCGAAUUAUUACGAGUCUCCGUCCACGCAGUGCCUUCUCUGUAGCAGCCCAUUAUUCAAAGGGGGACAAAACUCCCUGGCUGGGCCCCAGGAAUGCUGGCUACUGACAGCCAACCGGCUGCAGGUGGUGACUGCCCAGGUGAAGAUGUGUCUGAAUCCCCAUUGUCUGGCCCUGCACAGCUUCAUGGACAUCUACACAGGUCUCUUUAAUGUGGGGAACAAGCUGCUAGUAAGCCUGGAUUUGCUUUUUGCAAUCCGCAACCAGAUCAAGCUGGGAGAGGACCCCAGAGUGUCUGUCAGUGCUGUUUUGAAGUCAGUGCGGGAGCAGACAGAGAAGACUCUGGCCCCGGAGGAGCUGCGCCAGCUGCAGGAGCUGCUGUGCAAUGGCUACUGGGCUUUCGAGUGCCUCACUGUCCGAGACUACAACGACAUGAUCUGCGGCAUCUGCGGCGUGGCCCCCAAAGUGGAACUGGCGCAGAGGAGUGAAGAGAACGUGCUGGCGCUGAAGAGCGUGGAGUUCACUUGGCCUGAAUUCUUAGGCUCUAGUGAAGUAAACGUGGAGGACUUCUGGGCCACAAUGGAGACCGAGGUGAUUGAGCAGGUGGCAUUCCCUGCCAGCAUUCCGAUCACCAAAUUUGACGCCUCUGUUAUCGCCCCCUUCUUCCCACCACUCAUGAGAGGAGCCGUGGUCGUCAACACUGAGAAAGACAAAAGCCUGGAUGUGCGGCCAGCACCUGGCAAUGGCAGUGCACUGGUGAGGCUGCUCCAUGAGGGCACCUGCAGGCUCGAGGACAUCAGCUCCUAUAGUGAGGAGGAGCUGCAGCAGCUGCUGCGGGAGUGUGACAUCCCCUUCGUGGCAGGAGACUCCAAGGACCAGCUGUGCUUCUCUUUACUGGCUCUCUACGAAUCUGUACAGAAUGGAGCCCGAGCUAGGCAGCCCCCACCUCAUCUCACAGGGGGUAAGAUCUACAAGGUGUGCCCCCAUCAGGUAGUCUGUGGCUCCAAGUACCUGGUGCGGGGCGAGAGUGCCCGUGACCAUGUGGACCUGCUCGCCUCUUCCCGCCACUGGCCGCCUGUCUACGUGGUAGACAUGGCCACACCAGUGGCCUUGUGCGCCGACCUCUGCUACCCGGAGCUGACCAGCCAGAUGUGGGGGAGGAACCAGGGCUGUUUCUCCAGCCCCACAGAGCCGCCUGUGAGCGUGUCCUGCCCAGAGCUCUUAGACCAGCACUACACCGUGGACAUGACAGAGGCCGAGCACUCUGUCCAGCACCCAGUCACCAAGACUGCCACAAGGCGCAUCGUCCAUGCAGGCACACAGCCUGGUACCGGCGACCCCAGCGCCGGGCACCACUCUUUAGCCCUGUGUCCUGAGCUGGCACCCUACGCAACCAUCUUGUCUUCUAUCGCGGACAGCAAACCAAACAGUGUCCGCCAGAGGCCCAUUGCCUUUGACAAUGCCACCCACUAUUACCUCUACAACCGCCUCAUGGACUUCCUCACCAGCCGGGAGAUUGUCAACCGGCAGAUCCACGACAUCGUGCAGAGCUGCCAGCCUGGCGAGGUGGUCAUCCGCGACACCCUCUACCGCCUUGGGGUUGCUCAGAUCAAGACAGAGACAGAGGAGGAGGGUGAUGACGAGGAGGCAGCCACGGUGGCAGAGUGAGCCAGGCUCUUGUCCAGGGAUUGCACCAUCUCUCUCAAGCCAUAGUAAGGCCUUGCCCAAGGCAGAGCUGUCCAGGGGAGCGGUAGCAGCAGUCAGCUGUGGGCAGGGCGUCUGACUGCUGGGACUGACCAAAGAGCUUCCAUUCCCUGAGCAUGACGGGGCCCGGGGUCCUUGGUUCUCAACCCUCUAAGGGUCAGGAGAGAUGCCAAGAAACCCCUCGCUGUCCCUGCGAGAGCACUUGGGGGACUUAGUGUCUGUCACGGAGGGCAGGGAGCCUGAGGGGAGGGCUGGUGGCUUCUCUGGGUCUGCUGCAGGGCAGGCCAGAGGUCCCAGGGUGGCUAAGGCAGGAGUCCCGGUACCGGGUGGCAGGGCUCCUGGGGCCUCUCUUCCUGCCUGGAGGGACCCUGGCUCCAGCCUCACAGCCACAAGGUUCCCUGAGCUUGUUGCCUUUGACCAGGCCCUUCAGUGGCCUUGUGAGCUCUGGGGUCCCUGUGGGCUCUUGACUCCCCAGAGGAGGGACAGUUGCCCCUGCUCUUCUGCCCCUGCCCUGUCGGGGGAAGAGGAGGAGCCACAGCACUUUUCCAGGACUGUUCUCCACCCUGAGCUUUGCAGAAGCGCCCUUCCUCCUUCCCCUGGUCACUGCUGCUGCACCCACAUCCUCUGGGCCCUGGGACCCGCACCACAGGUGGGAUGUGGCCCGUGGUCGUGACAUCCCUGGCAGCAGUAGGAAAACUCCCUUCUGUGAAGGGGAAGCAGACCGGGCUGUAAGGAAACAGCGGGACUGGCUCAAGUGCCCCAGGUUUGCUUAGGGCCCGGGAAUUGGCUGCGUGUUACUUAAUUUAUUGAGAGGAGUGGAGUAGGUGGCUUUCUCCUCCCUCUUCCCCUGACAGGAAUAAACUUUAUGGAAUUAUCUGG
Tupaia belangeri chinensis (Chinese tree shrew) is the source of this 5236-nucleotide messenger RNA. It is a transcript of the gene HMGXB3, whose product is annotated as HMG-box containing 3. The transcript has 20 exons. The record is from RefSeq and is a predicted model, not a curated record. Bases 443 to 4321 code for a protein of 1292 amino acids. Lineage: Eukaryota; Metazoa; Chordata; Mammalia; Scandentia; Tupaiidae.